This is a messenger RNA of Rhodofomes roseus, 2035 nucleotides long. RefSeq names its product efflux transporter. Gene Ontology annotation, biological process: transmembrane transport. The coding region runs from base 106 to 1806 and encodes 566 amino acids. NCBI's taxonomy places the organism in Eukaryota, Fungi, Basidiomycota, Agaricomycetes, Polyporales, Fomitopsidaceae. Gene Ontology annotation, cellular component: membrane. Gene Ontology annotation, molecular function: transmembrane transporter activity. The transcript has 11 exons. The record is from RefSeq and is a predicted model, not a curated record.
UGUUCCGUUACAGUCCAGCAUGUCCUUUAUAUAUCUCCCCUCCGAUCCAGCCGGCUUCGCUGCCUCCGCCACCUCCGCCCGCCCACAGACUUAGCACGCGUCGCCAUGGCCUCCAACCCAGACAGGCCAGCCUCUUCUCAGGCCACCCAUCCCACCGCCCACGCCCACGAUCCAGAGGCCGCAGCCACCCCGCCAGAGAAGAUGCCCGACGGCGAACACGCCCCUCGUCCCCUCAGCACGCUGCAGACCGUCGGUCUCAUCACGACAUGUACGGCCGCCAUGUGUCUCAACAAUGCUCUGAACACCGCAGUCGCGAUCGCGCUGCCCACCAUGGGCAAGGAAGUAGGCAUCCCGCAGUACAGAUUGCAGUGGGUCAUCUCCGCAUACACCCUCAGCUCUGGCUGCCUCCUUCUCUUCUUCGGUCGGUUAGCAGACCUGUACGGACGCAAGAAGGCCUUCCUCGCCGGCGUCGCUGUCAUGGGUAUCCUCAGUAUAGGUCUAGGCUUCGCGCAAACGGAAAUUACGAUUGACGUCCUCCGUGGUUUGCAAGGGCUCGGUGCUGCUGCCGCUAUUCCCGCAUCUCUUGGUAUCCUCGCACAUGCAUUCCCGCCCUCCAAAACGCGCUCCGUCGCCUUCGCGACCUUCGCCGCGGGCGCGCCUGUCGGCGCUGCCAUCGGAAGCACCAUCGGUGGUGUCCUGACUCAGUUGACAGAGAAGACGUGGCGCUCGACUUUCUGGUUCUUGGCCGGUAUCAGUGCCGCGACGUUCCUGGGCGGGGCGUUGUCAAUGGACGCUGAUAAGCCGUCAGAGGAAAAGGACAAGCGCAUCGAUUGGCUGGGCGCAUUCCUCGUCACGGCGGGCCUGGUCUUCAUCAUCUUCAUCCUGAGUGACGGUACCAUCGCACCGAACGGGUGGAAGACCGGAUACAUCAUCGCGCUGCUCAUCGUCGGCGUGUUCUUCCUAGUCGCCUACGUCGCCUGGGAGGUCUUCCUCGAGCACCAGCUCGACGCGCACUCAGUCGCAUGGUGGACGCCCCCGCCGCUCAUGCGCGUCUCGCUCUGGGGCCGCGCGCGCGGCAAGCUCGCCGUCACGCUCCUCCUCGCGCUCCUCGAGUACGCCGGCUUCAUGAGCUUCAGCUUCUGGAUCCAGCUGUACUACCAGAACUACAUGCACCUGAACCCCGUGCUCACGAUGGUCCGCCUGCUGCCGAUGUUCGUGACGGGCAUCAUCGCGAACAUGUUCGUCGCGGCGUUCGUCGGGCGGGUGCCCCUCGUGUAUCUCGUCACGAUGGGCAUGACCCUGACGGGCGUGGCGAACCUGCUGUUCGCGGUGAUCAACCCCGCCGCGACGUACUGGGCGUUCGGCUUCCCCGCUGCGAUCCUCUCCGUGUUCGGCGCGGACUUCGUGUUCGCCUCGGGCACGCUGUUCGUCGCCAAGGUGUGCCUCCCGCACGAGCAGAGCGUCGGCGGCGCGCUCUUCCAGACCAUGACCCAGCUCGGCGCGUCGUUCGGACUGGCGAUCACGACGAUCGUGUACAACUCGGAGCUGAAGAAAGUCUCCGCGGCGGACGGCGUCGUCGUGAACGUCGACGGCUCGAACGCGCCCAUGGACGCGCAGCUCACCGCGUACAAGGACGCGUUCUGGUCCGCCUGUGCGAUCGCGUUCUUCGGUGCUGUGCUGUCUGUGCUGAUCCUCCGUGGCGCGGGCAUCGUCGGACACCAGAAGGGCUCCGAGCACGGGUCGACGAUCAGUGGAGAUACGAUCCGCGACGAGAAGGCUCAGGUCCAGACGGAGAAGAAGGCGUGAGACCUAAUAGAGCUGCCCUGGUCCUGGUCGCUUGUCUCGACACUUUGGGGUGCGGCUGGGAUGGACGGUUCAACCUGCCAUGCCUGCACGCUUGAUGACCUGCUGUCUGAGUCUCGCGCGCGCGUGCGCCUGGAGCACGCCGUGUCCAUGGUACGAAUGACGACGAGUUGAGAUUGUUCACGUUCAUGACAGACCCGCAUCCGCAUCACAUCACCCACGAUAGAAGACG